CUUGCCCAAAAAAACUUGCUGAAGGGGAUUGAUUGACAAGUAUGGCUGACCCUGAGUCCUCUGCAACUGCAUCGGCGGCAAAGAGUGAGAAGAAGCGCAGCUUCACUGUGACAGAGAAACUCAAGGUGGUUGAAGCCUCCAAGGCGCAGUCGCUGCGCUCUGUCGCUCGUCAGUACAAUGUGGAUCGCAACUGCGUCCGCGCGUGGCGAGACAAGGAGGCCGAGCUCUCAGCGAUGCACCCGACAGCCAAGCGACUUCCGGGCGCAGGACGGCGGCCGUCUACGGGCCCAGUGUCAUCUGUACCAGCAGAAAAUAAACGUGGCGUGGAGAUCUCGCCGCGUAAACGCAACGAAAGCAAGAAACCCAAGACGGAAAGUGAGACCAAAGUGGAGACAGACGGGACUCAGCAGGAGACGGUGGUGGCGGAACAGGAGCUACAACAGCCAGUUCAACCGGCACCUCUGUCAACUAACUACGUGCUGGUAGGGUUCCAGGGCAAGGAGGGCGCGUUCUCGGAGGUGGCGGCUAAGAUGGCGUUUGAGGAACUGCGAACGGCCAAUGCGUUGACACCCAGCGACUUCAUGACGGUGGGAUUUUCCCACAUGCAUGAUGUGAUGGAAGCCGUAGAAAGGAACGAGCUGGCGUUCGGUGUGCUGCCUGUGGAGAACUCGAUUUCGGGCACUUUUCACGGCAAUUUGGACCGACUAGUGGCCUCCCAUUUAAAGAUUGUGGGCGAGGUCGCUUGCGUGCAAGAAUUAUGUUUGUGCGUGCUGCCAGGUGUAGCUAUGAACGAGGUUAAACAGUUAUCGUCACACCCGGCAGUGCUAGAUCACUGUGAGAGUUAUAUCUGCGCCAUGGAGCGUAGAUUGGGCAUGAUUAUCGAGCGCAACGCAGCGUGGGAUAGCGCUGGCGCUUGUCAGACGGUCAAACACGAAGAAAAACGUCACGUGGCGGCAAUUGCGAGUGAACACGCUGCACAUGCGCAUGGAUUGGUGGUCCUGGAACGUGGAGUUGGAGACGAACUAAACAGCGAGACGCGCUACAUGAUUCUCGGACGACUUGACGCGACACCGCUGCCACUUAGCGCAUCACUAAGAGUCGCAAGCAUCAGCACUGGCCCUGCCACAACUACAAAGUCUAGCAUCGUUGUGGCUGUUCCUAACGAACCUCAGGCUCUAUUCAAGGUCGUCUCGGCUUUCGCUCUCCGAAACGUGAUGAUCGUCAAGAUCGAGAGCCGUCCAGCAGCUACUGCAGGAAGUCUCUUUACAGCCCAGACAACGCACUGGGAUUACAUUUUCUACAUCGACUAUAUCACGAGUCAGGAUCCGACACAGGAAGCGAGACUACGUAGCAAUUUGGAGGAGUUCGCUCUCUGGGUGAAAGACCUUGGCACGUACUCGAGCAGCGGCGAAGAUAUUGGCAUGGACGCCUCGUGCUACAGCGUCGAGCUCGUCAAGGGCGCGUACGGCCUCGGUAUUUAUUUUGCAGCCGCAUCGGAUGCCUCCCACGCCAUCGUAGACACUCGAGUGCCGUUCUACCGCCUCCCGUCCGGUGCUUUAGCGCCUGGCGAAGCCAGUGGAGCCAUCACACCCGGUGAUUUGUUGUUGUCCGUGAACGACAGCGACGUGUCGACUCUGCGCUUCCCUCAAAUCGUAGAGCAGCUUCGGCAGGUGCCGAGAGGUCCUGUGACGCUCGUUUUCCAGGCUCGGAAUGCGUCACCGGAGAUGGAGGGAGAAACUCUUGCGGACAAGAAAACGCAUCAGCAGGACACAGACGAGAAAGAGCGACCUAAGGGCUGGACGAUGUUCCAGCGACUGAGUGUUAGUGCCGCGGCGAUCGCGACGGCAAACUCAUUACCAACGUCGAGCGAGGCGACGGAGCUGGAAGGAAAGCUGCGAGAGGUGGAGUCGGCGCUCUCUAGAGAACAGAAGUGUCGCUUCUUAGCGGAGAGAAAGAACGUGCUGUAUCGCAAUGAAUUGCUAAGGGUCAGCCAGGAGAACGCCGCGUUGAGAGACCAAUUGGCACAGCUUGAACGUGCACACAAGCGCCGCGACAUGUUCGUCACGGAGUCGCUGCAUCUAGCGAUCUAGGCUUUUGUUAGGUAGCGUGAUAUUUGGUUGUUCAUUUCUAAAGUCGUUGUUCAUGUCUUGA
Phytophthora infestans T30-4 is the source of this 2151-nucleotide messenger RNA. RefSeq names its product prephenate dehydratase, putative. Gene Ontology annotation, biological process: L-phenylalanine biosynthetic process. The record is from RefSeq and is a predicted model, not a curated record. Lineage: Eukaryota; Oomycota; Peronosporomycetes; Peronosporales; Peronosporaceae. Gene Ontology annotation, molecular function: protein binding; prephenate dehydratase activity. Gene Ontology annotation, cellular component: cytoplasm. The coding region runs from base 42 to 2090 and encodes 682 amino acids. The transcript is spliced from 3 exons.